Pelagomonas calceolata is the source of this 1040-nucleotide messenger RNA. The record is from the annotation of a GenBank genome assembly. Lineage: Eukaryota; Pelagophyceae; Pelagomonadales; Pelagomonadaceae.
AUGAACAAAUCUCUCGCUCUCUUAGUAGCGCUCGCCGCCGGCGCCCGCGCCAACCUCUUCUGCAACUCUGCUUGCGACUGGAAUGCGCUUGCCGCGAACGCCGAGGCGCCUUCGGCCACGUGCGGUGACCGCAUCACGUGGCUAAUCAACAACCGCGCCAUGAGCGAGGCCGAGGCGUGCUCGACCGUCGCGGGAGAAUUCCCAAGCAUUUGCGGCUCGUGCGCCGGCGACGCGCCGGCGCCGGCGCCGGCGCCGCCGGUCCAGCCAGGCGCCGACCUCGAGGUCGCCACGUUCAACCUCUACGAGUGGAACGUCGGCGCGAAUAAUCGCUGGGGCGCGCUCUACGACAAGAUCCAGAGCCAGUCCUUCGACAUCAUCGGCUUCCAAGAGGCGACCGGCGUCGCGAACGUCAUCAACUCCGUGCCGCGCAUGAACGGGUGGAGCUACUACGAGCCGACCGCGAUCGGCGGCUACAACGACAACCCGUCGCCGAUCGCGUGGGACGACGCGCGCUUCACGCUCCUGGCGUCGGGCUGGCGCGAAGUCGGUAGCGACCAGUGGGGUGCUACGGGUCGCGCCUCGAGGCCCUCGAGAGCGGCUGGAUGGACGUGCCGCGCGACUGCUACGCGCAGCGCACGGUGACCUGGGGCAAGUUCCAGAUCCGCGCGACGGGCGACGAGUUCUGGUUCUUCAACACGCACCUGCCGCAUAACGGGUGCGCCGCGACGGACCGCAACACCCACGCGGGAAUUGCGCGCCAGCUGGUCGACAAGCGCGAAGAGCUCGGCGCGGGCGGUAGUCCUACCAUCGUCGUCGGCGACUGCAACCCGUUCGCCUCGGGUGGUGCGUCCGAGGGCUCCUUCGAGUCGAACCUCGCGAGCCGCGGCAUUCCGCUCGUCUACAUGGGAACCGGCCAGUUCGGCGGCUACGGAGGCCUGGACAAAAUCUUCGCGACAAGCGAGUGGACGACGAUCGAUGCGAGAGACCGCGGCACCGGCGGCUCUGACCACCCAGCCAUCUCGGCCGAGCUGCGUCUCUGA